GUUAUGUUGUGCGUUAUUCGAAAGUGUUGUGUUUGAAUUCAAGUCCUAAGAGUUUUAAAAUUUUAUAUUUAAGUGUAGCCUUGGUUUUUGUUUAUUGUUUUAAUUUCUUCGCAAAAAAUAACAAAAGGUGACACAUUGAAGGUUUCCAAUAAAUCAAUAAAAGUCAUAUAGAUUGGCAGACAUGGAUUUCAGAGAAUAUCGCAGACGUGGCAAACAAAUGGUCGACUAUAUUGCCGAUUACUUGGAGAACAUUCGUGACCGUCGAGUCUAUCCGGAUGUUAAACCCGGUUACAUGAGAAACCUUCUUCCAGAGUCAGCUCCAAUUGAUGGUGAAAAUUGGGAUACUAUCUUCAAUGACGUAGAACGUGUUAUUAUGCCCGGAGUGACGCACUGGCAAAGUCCUCACAUGCAUGCAUACUUUCCGGCACUCAAUUCAUUUCCAUCUCUUUUGGGUGAUAUGUUAGCUGACGCUAUCAAUUGUUUGGGUUUUACUUGGGCAAGUUCACCAGCUUGCACUGAACUUGAAAUUAUUGUUAUGAAUUGGUUGGGUAAGAUGAUUGGACUUCCCGACGACUUCUUGCACCUCAACAAUAAUAGCAAAGGAGGAGGAGUCAUUCAGACAACUGCCAGUGAAUCGACUUUAGUUUGCCUCCUUGCCGGACGGACCAGAGCCAUCCAAAGCUUCCACGAACGUAGUCCCGGUUCUCAAGAUGCCGAAAUUAAUGCCCGACUUGUUGCUUAUUGUUCGGACCAAUCCCAUUCCAGUGUUGAGAAGGCAGCUCUAAUUGGAUUAGUGCGGAUGAGGUAUAUUGAGUCCGAUGAAAACCUCUCGAUGCGAGGUGACCCUCUUCGCGAGGCAAUUGAAGAUGAUAUCAAACAAGGGUUGAUUCCGUUUUGGGUUUGUGCCACAUUGGGAACAACUGGGACAUGCGCAUUUGACAAUCUGGAUGAGGUUGGAUCUGUUUGUCGUGAAUACAACUUGUGGCUUCAUCUUGAUGCUGCUUAUGCAGGAAGUGCAUUUAUAUGCCCGGAAUAUCGUUCAUGGCUAAAAGGAGUCGAGAGGGCGGAUUCAAUUGCAUUUAAUCCAUCCAAGUGGUUGAUGGUGCAUUUUGAUUGCACUGCGUUGUGGGUCAAAGACAGUACAGCAGUCCACCGAACAUUCAAUGUUGAACCAUUAUAUCUGCAACACGAAAACUCCGGCUCAGCUGUCGACUAUAUGCACUGGCAAAUCCCUCUAAGCAAACGUUUUCGAUCUCUCAAACUUUGGUUUGUCUUGCGAUCAUUUGGCAUCAAAGGCUUACAAAAACAUAUCCGAGAAGGUGUUCGCUUGGCUCAAAGAUUCGAAGCCCUUGUAAAUGCUGAUCAUCGUUUUGAAAUUCCUGCAAAGAGACAUUUGGGAAUGGUCGUUUUUCGCAUCAAAGGAGACAACGAAAUCACCGAAAGACUUCUCAAACGUCUCAAUCAUCGUGGUAAUUUACACUGUGUUCCAGCUUCAAUCAAAGGAAAAUACGUCAUUCGAUUCACAGUAACUUCAAAUCGUACCACUUUAGAUGAUAUUUUAAACGAUUGGCAAGAAAUUCGUUUAGUAGCUGGAUUUGUUUUAGAUGAAAUGAAUAUUGACAUUGCAGCAGUUGAAAAAUCUAAAGUUUCACUCAAAGAAACCAAGGAAAAGAGUGAAGCUUUUGGAUCAAGUCUACUCUUAGCUAAUUCUCCAAUGUCUCCAAAGAUCAUCAAUGGAUCUUUUGCUGCAUUAUUUGAUGCCGAUGAUUUCUUGGCCAAAACUUAUGCUGGCAUAAGAAUUGCGCACCAAGAAUCUCCUUCCAUGCGGCGUAGGGUUCGUGGAAUUCUAAUGUCUGGAAAACAAUUCUCAUUGGACUCUCAUAUGGACAUUGUCGUUCAAACUUGCUUGGACUCAUCCACCACAUCAUCAACCACUACCACAUCCAGUAAGACCCCUAACCCGAUCCAUGAAGAUAACGAAGAUGGUUGGGAAGCUUAUGAGUCGCUGGGUACACCACCAAGAACUCCACCUCCUAUGAUUUCACCUCUUAUAAUGACACCCAGCAACAGUUACAACAAACUCUACUCGACAGCCCAGAUAAAGACUACGACAGAAACAUCGCAAUGCGAUGUGGUUCGUACCCCGACUAAAAAACCACCAAAUACACUAACCUUACCGACAAGAAAUAGCUACAUUAUCGAUAAUACAGUUUUUAUGCAUAAUUUGGAGACUUCAAUGUCGUUUACUCGUUGUUAUGGUAUCUCUCCCGAUUCGUCUGCUGGUCAUCAGUGUGCUUUAGUCAUGUCUUCAUCGACUCCUUCACCUCUCAUAACUCCGAGUCAUAAUCGUAUGUUCUUUCAGAAAAAUUCCAAAUCUAGCAGCAGUAGCAGUGGCAGUUUGUGUAGUCCCCCUGGCGGUCGAAAUGGAAGUUCGAAACGGAAGAGUGUUUAUCUUUAUAGUUCAGGUGGUCGACAGAAUUCCGUUCGAACUCAGUUUAAACAGGAAGAAGAAAUCGUCUAUCAUGGGAAACGUUAUUUGGAUCCUGUGAUAGAACCUGACGAUUGUGCUUUCGUGAAUGAUGGCUUUCAUGGUAUUUCCGUUGCCACUCAACAGCAAUUUCGUUCGAAUUAUUUUGGUUGUACUAUGAUGCCGGGUAUUCCGGAGGCCGAAAGUCCUGGGUCAGUUGAUUGGGAGGCUGUGAGGGCGAAUUUUCGAGGAGAUCGUAAAAUUCGUCGGGGUAGUAGUUUUCCUAAAUUUCGACUACGAAUCAAUGAUGAAUAUGGAAAUCGUAUUCGAAGUUCAUUUGAAUCGACAACACCAACGCCAUCUGAUGGCGGGACACCAAUGACACCGGAAAAAGCUGUUGAUUUAGAAUCCACAACGAAAUGGUUUUCAUUGGACAAAGAAGUAGGUAGUGAUCAAGAAGAUAAAUCAGAAGAUACAAUUGUGUCUAAGGACGGCUGGUCAAUUGAAUCUCCUGAUAAUGAGGGAAAGGGUGGUGACAAAGUUUGUAAAAAGUGUGGUCAUAGUUCGGGGUCGUCUACAUCGAAUGAACAAGAAAAUGAAUCCUCUUCAUCUUGAUAUUUACUAAUUUAGAAAAAUUUUGUUGUAUUAGAAAAUAAGGAAGUUUUAAUCCACUUUGAAUGAUGAAGUCCUUUAGAUUACAUUUAGACUGGAUUAUAAUUUUAUAUUGUA
This is a messenger RNA of Episyrphus balteatus (marmalade hoverfly), 3196 nucleotides long. It is a transcript of the gene Hdc, whose product is annotated as histidine decarboxylase. The transcript has 12 exons. The coding region runs from base 182 to 3082 and encodes 966 amino acids. NCBI's taxonomy places the organism in Eukaryota, Metazoa, Arthropoda, Insecta, Diptera, Syrphidae. The record is from RefSeq and is a predicted model, not a curated record. Gene Ontology annotation, biological process: L-histidine catabolic process; histamine biosynthetic process. Gene Ontology annotation, molecular function: histidine decarboxylase activity; pyridoxal phosphate binding.